AUGUUGCAGCAUCCGAAUACGGUGCCUACCUACGAGCUGGGACGCGAUCGCGCCGGUAACUAUUACUUCACCAUGAAACUGGUACACGGAUACACACUCCGGGAGAUUCUGGAUUUUCGCGAACGAUACGACUUAACUCAAUUGGUGGAUGUCAUCGUGCAGAUCUGCCAUGCGUUGGAAUAUGCGCAUACCCAUGGUGUUGUGCACCGAGACAUCAAGCCUGAGAACAUACUGGUUGGCCCCUAUGGUGAGGUGCUGUUGCUGGAUUGGGGUCUGGCCAAAGUCUGGAAUGCUGACGGAUCCACCAACACAGAAGCUACGCAGAUUGAUCUAGACCCUGCAGCUAACCCCUCGUUAACGUCCAGAGGUGCGUUACAGGGCACAGCGUCUUACAUGUCGCCGGAGCAGAUUCAGAGAGACCCGAAUAUUGAUGCGCGUACAGAUGUGUACAGCAUCGGCGCGGUGCUUUACGAAAUUCUUUGCGGUUCGACAACCUCCGGUCUUGAUCAGGUUGACAAGAUCGUCAACGCUACACUUUAUGACGAACCACCCAAACCCUCAACGGUGAGUGACAUACAUGUGCCUUCGCUGUUGGAGUAUGCCUGUAUGCAGUGCCUGCAGAAGAACCCUGAUAACCGUCUGGCCUCCAUUGCCGAAUUGCUGCGGUUAUUGCAGGAAGACUGGCAAACCGACCUGAUCCUGAUUGUGAUUCUGGUGCUCAUCCUGAUGGCGGGUGGCGGUUACCUUUACACCCAGAUUCGUGCGCUGGAGGUUGAGCAACUCAGUGAUGACCUCUGGGUGUUGCGUGGUUUUGGCGGCAACACGGCGGUGCUUAAAACCCGGGCAGGUACGGUGGUUGUGGAUACCAUGACCUUUGGCAUUCAAGGCGAUCAUAUCCGUGAAACAGCUCGUGAGCUGACAGGUAUGCCAACGGUGAUGGUUAUCAACACGCAUUACCACCUCGAUCAUACCCACGGGAAUCCUGCAUUCGAGCCAGGCACCCGGGUCCUGUCUACCGAACGCACGCUGAAGUAUUUACUCACGGUGGAUGCAGAUUUCUGGCAGGGUGGGGCUGCUGAACUGAUGCCCAACGAGACAUUUUCAGAUCGGCAGACAUUGUUUGUUGGCGAUAAAAAAAUUGAUCUGGUCCACCCUGGUCCAGGGCAUACCGAUGGUGACCUGGUGGUGAUCUUUGUGGAUGAAGGUGUGGCUCAUCUGGGUGAUCUUUUCUUUAAUGGGCACUAUCCGAAUAUUGACCUCGAGGCUGGGGGUACCGUGCAGAGUUGGCCGGAGACUCUGGAUAAGGUGCUGGCGUUGAACUUUGACCGGGCUAUUCCCGGCCAUGGUGCAACUACGGACCGAAAUGGCAUUCGCGAUUUUCAGCGCUUUCUGCAGCAGUUGGGUGAUAUUGGUAAACAGGCGGCUGCUGAAAACUGGACGUUGGAUCAGGUCAGGUCAACCCAGGCACUUACCGAGGAUGCCGGUUAUGAGCCCAUUGAGUUUAUUGUCUCCCUGGGUCUCGACCGCGGCUUUGUGCUGCAACGGGCCUGGGAAGAGACCACCGGGCAAUUUGUCAGGUCCAUCGCUAUCUGCAGCAGCUUCGUUCAUAGCAUCCGCUUCGAGCACCCGUGCACCGCGCAAGAUGCCGCCAAGGGCAUAGUUGCCUUCAUGGCAGGCGUACUCAUAAACCUUAUCUUCGGUGGCCGGCCAGGGAUACUCGCCGCCCCAGGGCUCCACCCAGUUAGGAUCAUCGACGGUGAACGCGUAACGCAGUGUGUUCUCAUCGAUGCGGCUGAAUCGUUCAGAGUCGGGCAGGUGAUCUGCGUCUAUGCGCACUACGCGGGCAUCGUGGUUCAUUUCGUUAAAAAUGAUGACGUGGUCGUCUGUCUGCACGAUACAACGCUCGGCCAGUGGACGAUUCUCGGGAUUGUCGUAUGGUCCCACACCUUUUUCUAUCCACCAGGCAGUGCCGGUGUUUUCAUGAAAGUUGGCCCGCUGUGCCAUGGCUUUCUGCAUGCCCUGAGGAGACAGCUUCGGCAGACGACCGUUGGCAGGCUGAUUGAUGAUGGACGUUCGAUACAGGCCAUCCAGGAGGAAUUUACUGUCGCCGAUAUCUACAUAAAAUGCGUUGUAUCCACCGACGCCGCCUGCAGCACCGGAAAACUCCGGUAUGUAAAUUUCUGUGCCGCCUUCCGGGGGUGCUUCCCGGUCAGGGUCGCUUUUCUCAUCGUCUUUGGCCAGAUUGUCAGCCCAGUACUUUGCUGUCGCUUUUGCUUCUUCUUCGGUGACAAAGGCGCGGUCUCCGAAUUCUUCGGGGCGUUGCAGCGGGGUGAGCGUUGCGAUGUUGUAAGCUCGGAAUAUUUGCAAUUUGAACUAGGCUUAGCGAGGUUGUGGUUGGUAGCUGUAUGCCUUCUGGCAGGGCCACACCUGUACGCUGAUCUGGUGGCGGAGUACCGCCUUGAUGCGCAACAGUGGAAUGGUACGCCGGGCGAGGUGAUUGACAGCUCUGGAAACGGCUUCGCCGGACGCGCGCGUAACACCAGUCCGGUUACCGGUUUGCUGUGUAAUGCCGCCGACCUGAGCGAUGGUGGCACCGCAGAUUAUCUGGAUCUGGAUCAUCGUGCGCUGGACGGUUUGCGUGAUUUCACCCUCAUGCUCUGGUACCGCUCCACAAAUAGCGACCGUUCGCUGUUGCUGAGCGCCGCGAAUGCCCGUGAAGAAAAAGAACUGUACUGGAUGACCCGGCGCGGGGAUCGUUUCGAACCGCAACUUUUUGAUGACAGUGAUGGCCGUAUAGACAUAGAGGAUAUUGAUGAUGGCGCCUGGCAUCACCUGGCCUGGACGCGUAUAGGUUCACGCAACUGUUUUUAUGUUGACGGGCAGCAGCAGGACUGCAACCAGUUGCCACAAGGGGCGCUGAAUGUCGACUUUACUGGAUUCAUCGUCGGUCAGGAGCAGGAUGAUAUUGGCUACGACUUCCGUAACAACAGGGGUGUCGAGGGUCUUGUCGAUGAACUCUAUGUGUUCGACGAAGGUCUUUCUGGUGAGGCGAUCGAAAGUAUUCGUGCGAAUAACGUAGCGGGCAACAGCUGGAAUGGUGCGCCUCGUCGCUGUGCCCGGGUUGAGCCGAGAGCGGCCUACUUUUUUGAUGAACCGAGCUGGUCCGGUGUCGCAGAUGAAGUGCGCGACAGCAGUGGCAACGGUUACGAUGGUAUCGCCAUCAACAGCACAACGACGCAGGGCCUGCUUUGCCGAGCGGCUGACUUGUCUGCAACAGAUACGUCGGACUAUCUGAGUCUGGAUUUUCAAGCGCUUAACGGCGUGCGCGAUUUCUCGAUAGGUUUCUGGGCGCGUACCUCAAAUUCAGCCAACAAAGCGUUUGUUUCCGGUGCACGUUCCGGUCAGGCAAAUGAGCUGAUUUUCUGGUUUAGCAGCGCGACCCGUUUUCGCCCGCAUAUAGAAAAUAAUAAUCGAGACGUUGUGGUACCAAACGUCUGGGAUAAUACCUGGCACCACUGGAUGUGGGUGCGCAAUGGGGCGUCAAACUGCAUCUAUCUGGACGGCACCCUACGUGGCUGCGUCAACUUGAUCACAAACUCUAUCGAUCUGGAUCCGCGAGGUCUGGUGAUUGGCCAGGAGCAGGAUUCUGUAGGCGGCAGGUUUGUUGCUUCCCAGAGUGUGCGCGGGGAAAUGGAUGAGCUGCUGAUCUUUGACCAAGCGCUCACCGCGUCCCAAGUUGCUGACAUAGUGGUUAACAAUCGCGACGGUUUGAGUUGGGAUGGCAGUGUGCGUUCAUGUCCCACGGUGGGUGCCAAUAUACUUCAGGUUGUCCAUGACGGAAACGGUAUUUACUGUAGUAGCGAGCGGAUUGGGGUGCGUGCCAUCAACGCCUCUGGCGACGUCGUUAGUGGGUAUGCGACCACAGUCACGCUGGAUACAGGUAGCGGCAGAGGCAACUGGGCGUUGGCUACCGGGGCCGGUACCUUAGUGGACGCAGUCGCUGAUGAUGGUCUUGCCACCUACAGCUUCAGCCCUGCUGAUAGUGGCGAAGCCUGGUUCGCGUUGAGCUAUCCCGACGGCCCUGCGGUGCUCGAUAUUGACGUUUUCGAAUCUGCGGAUCCCAACGUCCGUGAUACAGAUGCCGAAGGCACACUGAUCUUCUCUCCCACGGGUUUCACCGUCACCGCAAACCCGCUGUCUAACCCACCGGUCAGUCCGGUGUCUGAUCCUCUGUUAAGACAAACCGCAGGCACCGACUUUGAUAUUCAUCUAACGGCUUUUGGCACCACUGAAGAUGAUCCUGUAUGUGGCGUGAUCGAAGACUAUGAAGGUGUGCAGGCUGUGCAGAUCUGGCAGGAUCUGGUGGAUCCGCUUGCAGGAUCCGUUCGGGCGCUUGUUAAUGCCAGCCCUGUGGGAGUAAAUGCAGCUUCACCUGUGGUGCAGAAUAUUCUGUUCAGCGCAGGUCAGGCGGUUGUGUCAGCGAAGUACAAAGAUGUCGGGCGGCUGCGCCUGAAUUUUCAAGCCGGCAGUCUGACUGGGGCAACGGAUAGUUUUGUCAGCCCACCUGCGGAUCUUUCCAUCAGGCGGAUUGAAUCAUCUGCUGGUAUCCCCAAUCCCAGAGCUGACAGUCUUGCUGGUGCAGGGUUUGUCGCUGCAGGUGAGCCUUUCCGGAUAACUGUGGCCGCACUGGACGCUGAAUCUGAUCCAACACCUAACUAUGGUAAUGAGCUGGCCAGCGAGGGUAUUCGGGUGUCCGCGGUUGACUUGUUGCUGCCCGCCGGGGGGCGUCUUGGUCCUGCAGACGACGGUGUGCUGAACAAUGGUGACAGUUUUUCCCCAGCGGCUCCGCUGGGUUACUUCCUCAACAGUGAUAUUGCCUUUGACGAGGUAGGCAGUAUCACGCUGCAGGCCGAGGUUGGCGAUGGCAGCUAUAUGGACACUGGCAACGUUGUGGGCGGGCUCGCAGGUCCAGUGGGACGCUUCUAUCCGCAUCAUUUUGAGCUGCUUAACGCAACAGUGGAUACCCAGUGUUCAGGGUUUGCUUAUAUGUCAGCGCCGUCCGUUUCACUCACCGCUGAGAUCUAUGCGCGAAAUCAAAGUGGGUUCACAGUUGAAAAUUAUGAUGCGGUGCUGUUCAGUAAUGGGCUUGCACCGGUAGGUUUUGUCGCUGAGUUUCAGGAUAACGGUAUUGACCUGGGAUCCCGUUUAACCAUUGCUACUGCGCAAUGGCAGUCUGGUAGAUAUAAUGUGUUAGACACUGGCGCUGCCUUUGAGCGUCUGGGUGUCGCUGACGGCCCGUAUGAGCUGAUGGCAGUAGGUGUUUCAGUUAACGACACGACUGACACGCGCCAGCUUAUGGGGUUGGACAUGAAUGCUCAGGCUUCAGGCUUUUGUGCGCUGGGUGCUACCUGUAAUGCGCAACGCAUUGGCACCCUCAGUGCAUAUUUUGGGCGUAUGGUGAUUUUACCCAGCCAGGGCCCGGAAGAUCAGGAUCUGGAUAUCCGGUGGGUGAAACAGCUGUGUUGGGGCCGCUUGGCGCAACGCCUCUGGUAG
Symbiodinium pilosum is the source of this 5553-nucleotide messenger RNA. Lineage: Eukaryota; Dinophyceae; Suessiales; Symbiodiniaceae. The record is from the annotation of a GenBank genome assembly.